AUGGCCGUCGCAUCGAUACAAGACAGAACAAACGAGUUCCGAUCCGUCCUCAUACAAGUACAAAAGAGACAAGCAUCAUCAAAAGUGGGAGCCCAGAGGCAAUCACUUCUUUCCGAUUCACAAAAGGCCGCAGCAAAUGGAGAUGCGAAUACACAUGGCAAACCCAGGAGAUCGGAGUUUGCAAGGAGGGCGGCGGAGAUUGGGAGAGGUAUAACGGGGACGAUGGAGAAAUUACAGAAGUUGGCGGAAUUGGCCAAACGAAAAACCCUCUUCGAUGACCGACCCGUUGAAAUCAACGAACUCACAUUCAUAAUAAAACAAGAUCUCUCCUCCCUCAACCAACAAAUCUCCAGACUCCAAAAUCUCACGCGCGCCCAACAUCCCAAAGCCGAUCAAGAGGGCGAACACAACAAAAAUGUCGUCUUCAUGCUACAAGGAAAACUCACAGACGUAUCCGUUAACUUCAAAGAUGUGCUUGAAGUCCGCACUAAGAAUAUUCAAGCCUCGCGAUCCCGGACGGAGAAUUUCGUUUCAUCUGUUUCUUCCCAUGUUCAACCUAAUAUUUCGCAAUCGGCAAGUCCGCUGUAUAGUACACCAACGAGAGGCAGUCCGGGUCCGGGUCAGGAUUUACUCAGUUUAAAUCCGGUUGGAGAUCAACAGUUGUUGAUGAUGGAGGAGGCGCAACCACAGAAUGAAUAUAUUCACCAGCGGGGAGAAGCUAUAGAAGCCAUUGAGAGGACGAUUAGUGAACUGGGAGGCAUUUUCGGACAGUUGGCUACUAUGGUUUCGGAACAGAGUGAGAUGAUUCAAAGAAUCGAUGCCAAUACAGAGGAUGUAGUAGAUAAUGUUCAGGGGGCUCAAAGAGAGUUACUGAAAUAUUGGUCGAGGGUAUCUGGUAAUCGCUGGUUGGUUGCUAAGAUGUUUGGUGUUCUUAUGAUUUUCUUUUUACUUUGGGUUCUAAUAGCGGCUUAG
This is a messenger RNA of Sclerotinia borealis F-4128, 972 nucleotides long. NCBI's taxonomy places the organism in Eukaryota, Fungi, Ascomycota, Leotiomycetes, Helotiales, Sclerotiniaceae. The record is from the annotation of a GenBank genome assembly.